Molecule: messenger RNA, 1611 nt
Organism: Penicillium nucicola
Lineage: Eukaryota; Fungi; Ascomycota; Eurotiomycetes; Eurotiales; Aspergillaceae
Exons: 2
Biological process (GO): guanine metabolic process
Cellular component (GO): cytosol
Molecular function (GO): zinc ion binding; guanine deaminase activity
Source: RefSeq, a predicted model, not a curated record
GAUUCCUGUAUCGAGAUGGGUUCUAUUACAGAUACAUCCUUUAGUCUGACAGUCUACCGCGGCACAUUUAUUCAAUUACCUCGUUUGUCUGAUACUGGCUCUGACAAGGCCAAGCCGGAGCUGAUUCGCAGUCAGGGUGCUCUAUGGGUAUCUGCGGCGGAUGGCCGUAUCAAGGGUUGGGACUGGCAGGCCCAUGAUGACACGGCCUUUGCCAAUUUGAUGACCCAAAAUGGAUGGGUGGAUGUUGAUUCCGAUCUCAACGGCCAAGAAUCAAAGGUGAAAGUCAAGCUUGUUACGGCCAGCGAGGAGAAGAACGAGUUCUUCUUCCCUGGAUUUAUUGACACACAUAUCCACGCCCCCCAAUACCCAAACGCAGGCCUCUUCGGUUCCUCAACUCUCCUAGACUGGCUAGAGACCUACACAUUCCCCAUGGAAUCCGGAUUUGGCACACAGCCCGACGGAAAGACAGGCCACCAGCUCUCAACCAAAGCAUCUGAAACCCCCAUCCCAGCCCAAACAAUCUACAACCAAGUAAUAGCGCGCACGCUCGCGCACGGCACAACCUGCGCCUCCUACUUCGCAACAAUCCACAUCCCAGCAACGAACGCUCUCGCCAGCCUAUGCAAGAAACACGGCCAAAGAGCCUUCAUAGGCCGAGUCUGCAUGGACAACCCAGACUUUUGUCCCACAUACUACCGCGACGCCUCAGCCGAAGACUCUCUCUCCGCCACAAAAGCCACAAUAGCACACAUAACCUCCAUAGACCCAACCGGCUCGCUCAUCAACCCCAUUAUCACACCGCGCUUCGCGCCCUCCUGCACAAGACCCUCCCUCGAAGCCCUGGGCCAACUGGCCGCAUCACACACCCCACCUCUGCACAUCCAGACGCACAUCGCCGAAAACACAAACGAAGUCGCCCUGGUCAACGACCUGUUCCCCGAAGCGGGGAGUUACACGGCUGUCUAUGAUAAGUACGAUUUGCUGACGCCGCGGACGAUUCUCGCUCAUGCGGUGCAUUUGUCGGCUGCGGAGAAGGCGCUCAUUGCGAAGCGCGAUGCGAAGAUUUCGCACUGUCCGGCUUCGAACUCGGCGCUUGGGUCGGGCAUUGCGCCUGUGCGGUCGUUCCUGGACCUGGGGAUUACGGUUGGGCUGGGCACGGAUGUGAGUGGCGGGUAUAGUCCUAGUAUUCUGGAAGCGGCGCGACAGGCGUGUCUUGCUUCUAGGUUGUUGGGACAUACGGAGUCUUUUGGGAAGGAUGGGGAUGAGGCUGCUCGGGUGAAACUUUCUGUUCCGGAGAGUUUGUAUCUCGCUACGCGGGGUGGUGCUGCGGUUGUUGAUAUGGCGGGGGAUAUUGGGGGCUUUGAUUUGGGCAUGUUGUGGGAUGUGCAGUUGAUUCAGCUGGGGGGUGUGCAGGGGUUUGAGCGGAGUCCUUUGGAUGGGGAGUGUGGGGAUGGAUUGGUUGAUCUUGUGGGAUCUGGGCCUGUGGGUAAUGUUAACUUGUUUGGUACGGAGACCUGGGAGGAGAAGGUUCAGAAGUGGGUUUGGGGUGGUGAUGAUCGCAAUGUGAAGGCUGUUUGGGUUGCUGGACGGUUGGUUCACACCAGGGGGUGA